Messenger RNA from Aplosporella prunicola CBS 121167, 1019 nucleotides. RefSeq lists its product as uncharacterized. The record is from RefSeq and is a predicted model, not a curated record. NCBI's taxonomy places the organism in Eukaryota, Fungi, Ascomycota, Dothideomycetes, Botryosphaeriales, Aplosporellaceae. Gene Ontology annotation, cellular component: peroxisomal membrane. The transcript has 4 exons. Gene Ontology annotation, biological process: regulation of peroxisome size; peroxisome fission. Bases 216 to 920 code for a protein of 234 amino acids.
GUUGUUGCCGAGGUCUCCGGGCGCGCUUGUCACAGGCAUCGUAUCAUAUCAUAUGCGCGCCGAUAUAGGCAGCCUACUACCUACUUACUUACCUGCCUACUACUGCCCACGACUUCCGUCUUGUACGCUCCCUCUGCCACCUCGCCGCCGUCCGUUGUACCCCACACCUUCCAACACACACAACCAAGCGCCCGCCCGCACGCACGCUGCCCACCAUGGUCGCCGACGCACUCAUCUACCACCCGACCGUGUCGCACUACCUCAAGUACAUUGCGACGACGAUCGGGCGUGACAAGUUCCUGCGCAUGCUGCAGUACUUCUCGCGCUUCUACGCAUGGUACCUCUUCCGGACGAACCACCCGGCCGCCGAAAUCGCGCCCUACGAUGCCGUCAAGAAGAGCUUCGGCACGGCGCGCAAGCUGAUGCGCCUCGGCAAGUGGGUCGAGCACCUCAAGGCCGCGUCCGUCGCCGCCGACGCAAAGGGCAUGGAUGCCGUGCUCAAGUACUGCGCUGUUGGCAGGCAGCUGGGCUAUGCGGCGUACAUGUUCUUUGAUAACCUCACUGUGCCCGACGCGAUCGGCGCGCGUAAGAGCGUUAGCAUCAAGAAACUGCAGCAGCAGGCGUACAGGGCGUGGUUGACGGGCUUGCUCUUCAACACGAUCGCGGGAUUGUACACGCUGUACGCGCUGCGCGGUCGCGCUGCGGCCAUUGAUGAGAAGGACGCUGAGGGCAUUGUUGAAAAGAAGAAGAUCCAGCGUGAUGGCAACCAAGCUAAGAUCCAGCUCAUUUCCGACCUCUGCGAUAUCACGGUUCCUGGAUCUGGCCUGGGCUACCUCAACCUGGACGAUGGCGUUGUCGGUCUUGCUGGUACUCUCAGCUCGCUGCUCGGCAUGUACUCGGCGUGGAAGAAGACGGCGUAAACGGCGCCACUACGGGAGAUGGAGGAGCGUCGCGCGUUGGAGUCACUUAAGCACGCAUGCACGUGCCUGACGCGACGGGACAUAAAUGUGCUUUGAAUG